CUCUUUGAGAAAGAGAGACGUAAGGUUGGAGUGGUGGUGCUUAACAAAUUAAGCCAAAGAGAAAAGAGAAACAGAGUCAAUAUAACAACGCAACAACAAAAGAAGAUGGAUAUCAAGCAGGUUGAAGAUGGAUUGAAGGUCCUAAAAGAUGAUAAGGUAGUAGCGAAUUUGAAUUUGGAGAAACAAAAACACCAGGAACUUGACGCUGGCAGUGCGCUUCAAAUGUUUCUUGAUCGCAUCCCUGUCAGUUCUAUCCCUGGCAUCAAGAACUCUCCUGUUGUGGAAUUGAAAACCGGGGAUAGUAUAAAAGAUGCAAUCCAAUUGUUGUAUGACAAGAAUGUCUCUGGUGCUCUCAUUGCUGCUGAUGCUGUAGAUCCUGAUACUACAUUCGGAAGAUCUUCAGAUCAAUAUAUGGGGUUUAUUGAUUUUGUUAGUUUGGUUCUUUGGUCUCUUGAGGAAUGUGAAAAGGCUAAUGUUCAGGCUAAAGAAAAUGGUGGCAACGGGACUGGAACAGGCAGCUUCUUUACCAUGCUUAAACAGAGUCCUGAAAUCUCACAAACAAAGGUGGGGGAGUUAGCUAAGUGUUUCCUCUGGGAUCCGUUUUUCCCUGUACAUUUGGAUGAUACCCUGUUCCAUGUUCUGCUGCUCCUUUCGAAGCACCACCGCCUGCAGGCAGUGCCUGUUAUAGACCAAUCGGGUUUUCAGGUCAUUGGUUUUGCAACACAGAAUGCAGUAAUCCAGUUGUUGCUCCAAUCAAGUGGGCUAGGGUGGUUUGAUGGCAUUGCAGACAAAGCUUUGUCCGAGUUCCGCUUUGAAAGUGAAGUGCGAGUAGUCAUUUUAUACAGCAAUCAAAGCUUGGCAGAAGCUCUUAGCAUGUUAUGGGAAAGCCGAAUAGGAGCAGUUGCAGUUGUAAAUCGAGAAACUGAGAAGAUCAUUGGUUGCUUGAGGAAUAGCGAUGUUUAUCUUCUUUUGGAGCAUCAUGAGCUACUCAAUGAUAGAAAGAGCCUAACCAUGCGGGAAUUCAUUCACAUGGAAACUGCAAAAGACAAUGUUGAUCCUACUGUUGAUCAAGACCUUGGGGCUUUUCUCUCAGCUGGUGUUCUUCGCCUACGAAGCAGUGUCCUGCCAAGAAUGUAUGCUCCAGUCACCGCCAGAAGAAGCAACACUCUCAAGCAAGUAAUGUACAUGUUAACAGAGACAAAAAGCAGUCAUUGCUUCCUGCUUGAUGAUUCACAGAGACCAACAGGCAUGCUCACACUAAGAGAUAUAAUCAUUCAGUUUGCUCCCCCUUGUAUAGAUUCAAGUAUCCGCGGAGGUGGUUUCUUCGAAUCUGCUCUAGAACAGACAGGGUGCCAGGUCAAGGAUGGAACCAUAGUUUGUGAUAAUUGAAUUGUUUAAUUGUUUAAUUCGACUUGAGGGAUUUUUAGGAUAGGCAAGAUGAUAACCUUGCCCGGCGUAAGUUCAUGCCAAAGGAACUUGAUAUGUUAGUGUCACAAUCACAAGUGGGAAAAUAGCAAGAACACUAAGGAACACGAGCAUUGAAUUGCCCUUAUGACUUUACUUGUUCAUUUCAUUUUAUACAACUAUGGAUGUCAGCUUAAAUCCGUUUAUUCA
Molecule: messenger RNA, 1614 nt
Organism: Ricinus communis (castor bean)
Lineage: Eukaryota; Viridiplantae; Streptophyta; Magnoliopsida; Malpighiales; Euphorbiaceae
Product: SNF1-related protein kinase regulatory subunit gamma-1
Exons: 7
Source: RefSeq, a predicted model, not a curated record